This is a messenger RNA of Diaporthe batatas, 1449 nucleotides long. RefSeq lists its product as uncharacterized. The transcript has a single exon. Bases 129 to 1442 code for a protein of 437 amino acids. The record is from RefSeq and is a predicted model, not a curated record. Lineage: Eukaryota; Fungi; Ascomycota; Sordariomycetes; Diaporthales; Diaporthaceae.
GUCAUUUCCGCCAUUAAAAACCGCCCGGCAUCGGCUCCCGAACAGUCACACCAGGUACCGUUCUGUCAUCCGCUGCCCUUGUCACACCUGCUUCCUCGCCUGCAACUCGCACCACAGUCACCUGCAGGAUGAUACGCACAGUCCCGACGGCCUCCCCUAUAAGGAUGGGGAGCCGCCAAGCCCGGUGCCUCUGGACCGCACUGGGCGCGAGCAACGGGAGGCCAGCAACAAUGGGCACAUUUACCCCCCCGCGUGAAUUCCACAGCCCGCAUGGGUGGACGAGGAUGUACUCGAGCGGGAGGAGGUACGAGACGGUGGUCGUUGGUGCAGGCCCGGGCGGCAUCGGGGCUGUCGGAAACCUCCUCGAGGCGAACAAGGGCCCGAUCUUGUGGGCCGACGAGGCGUUUGACGGGGGCCGGCUCAACAAGCACUACCGCGAGGUCCCUUCAAACACCAAGGUCAAGUUCUUCACCAGGUAUGCCGAGGGGGUCGAGGUGUUCAGGGACAUCGCCAAGGAGACCCCUGAGCCCAACGCGAUGAGCCACCUCCUCGGCCUGGACGCAGAGAAGACAUGUCACAUAGCACAGGCGGCGGACCUGUGUCUCAUGUUGACGGACGGGCUGGACGAGCAGAGGGGCGUCACGAAGCACCAGGGGAGGGUCACCGAUGCGGCGUGGUCAGGCUCGACCUGGAGCGUCUCGAUUGCUCGGCCGGGCGGCACGCCCACGCAGGUCGACGCCAGCAGGCUCGUCCUGUGCACCGGCUCCUCGCCGACCAGCGGCCCCCUGCCCGUCAGCCACCUGCAGCACGUCCACCUCGACACCGCCCUCUCGCCCACGCUCCUCUCCAGGACCCUCCCCACCGACCAGCCCGUGCAGAUCGGCGUCAUCGGCGCCUCCCACUCCGCCAUCCUCGUCCUGCGCAACCUGUCGCGCCUGGCGUCCGGCACCCACCCGCGGCUGCGCAUCAAGUGGUUCACGCGCCACCCGCUGCGGUACGCCGAGGAGCGCGACGGCUGGAUCCUGCGCGACAACACGGGGCUCAAGGGCGAGGUUGCGACCUGGGCGCGCGAGAACCUCGAGGAGGGCGUGCUGGCCUCGUCGUCCGUGUCUGGCCACCUCGUCAAGGUCGCGACCAGCCACGGCAGCGAGGCCGAGACGUACGCGCGCGAGCUCGCGGGCUGCACGCACGUCUGCCAGGCCAUCGGGUACAAGCCCGACCCGCUGCCGGAGCUGAGGGUCGACGGGAGGACGGUCGCCCCCCGGUUUGACAACGCCACCGGCGCCUUUGUCGAUGCCGCGUCCGGGGGGAGGAUCCCGGGGCUCUUUGGCGCCGGCAUCGCGUUUCCGCAGCGGGUGGUCGACCCGGAGGGGAAUGUUGAGUACGCGGUGGGGCUUUUUAAGUUUAUGAAUUUUCUAAAGAAGGUGGUGCCGGGGUGGUAGGUAAGGG